AUGUCCACAAUCCUAGGCGUCACCGUUCUCGCUUUUAUAAAUUCAUAUAUGGUCCUCGUUUUCUUCAAGACUAUCUUCCUCGUGCUGAUCAUAGGUGUUUUCCACGCGUUAGUUCUACUGCCAAUAGUUCUGGCCAUCACAACACCGUAUAUAGAACGAUUCAACGCUUGCCUAGAGCGACGUUCAGAACUCAAAAAAGCGAAAACUGUUGCAUCAAAAGGCAGUGUGUAUGCUAUCACGUUACCAGUGAAUGUAUCUUGA
Strongylus vulgaris is the source of this 261-nucleotide messenger RNA. NCBI's taxonomy places the organism in Eukaryota, Metazoa, Nematoda, Chromadorea, Rhabditida, Strongylidae. The record is from the annotation of a GenBank genome assembly.